Molecule: messenger RNA, 1269 nt
Organism: Neoarthrinium moseri
Lineage: Eukaryota; Fungi; Ascomycota; Sordariomycetes; Amphisphaeriales; Apiosporaceae
Exons: 3
Coding region: 1-1269 (422 amino acids)
Molecular function (GO): monooxygenase activity; oxidoreductase activity, acting on paired donors, with incorporation or reduction of molecular oxygen; iron ion binding
Source: RefSeq, a predicted model, not a curated record
AUGGGCGUCGAGUUUCUUAGAAAGGCUGCCGCGCCGAAUAUCUACAAAGCCACUCUUGAAUUGUUGGAUCUAUGGCGCCUCAAGGCAACCGUAUAUAAAAACGAGGCUUUUAGCGUCCACCAAGACUUUCAAAAUGCAGCACUAGACGCCAUCUGGGUUGCCAUGAUCGGCGAGGAGCCAGGCGUAACCAGGUACGAGAUCAAAAAGUUUCACAGUGAAGUCGCUGGAAAUAGCGACUAUAAAAACGAGGCUCCUCCCCGUGGAAGCUUCCUCAAGGAAGAGCUAGCUUACAUCGGUCAAACUAUUGCGCGAAACUCGAACACCCCCUCUCCUAAGUGGGCACAGAAGCUGGAGACUUACACCCGCCGCUACCGCAAAUUUAGAAGAACGGUAACUACUGAGAUCGGUCUGGCAAUGGAGAAAGCAGUUGAUCGGUUCCAGCGCCUUGAGAUGGGCAACUUGGAAGCUGAGGAGCUUGAUACGUGCAUGAUGGAUUUAGUGCUGCGGCGACAGGUCCUUGAAGCUAAGAAGGCCAAUUGUCCUUUGACUGACCCUAGAGAAGAUCAAAGCAUGAUGGAUGAGAUGUUUGUCAUGCUAGUUGGGGGUCACGACUCCACUGCUAAUGCCCUUACCUGGUUCGUGAAAUUUAUGGAGGCUUACCCUGUGGCACAAGUGGAACUGCGUGCAGCUCUCAAGGCAGCCUUCCCUGACGAUGAUCCAUCUGUCGACGAGAUCAUUGGGACAGACAUUCCAUACCUCGAUGCCGCUUGUGAGGAGGGUUUCCGUCUUGCUGGUGUCGCCAAGGGAAAUCUUCGCCAAGCUACUAUGGACACAGAAAUUCUAGGCUGCAGAAUACCGAAAGGCGCUCAGGUAUUCAUGAAUUAUCACGUCAAUCGUACGCCUGCACCUGUAGACGAGUCAGCUCGCACUGAUGGCAGCAAAGCCGCCGCUGCCAAGUUUGGAGGUGGAUUCCAAAAUAUUGCAGGCCGUGACCUUGGCACCUUUGAGCCGAGGCGGUGGAUGGUGAAAGAGACAACAGGCAAGGAAGUGUUCAAUUCCCAUGCUUUGCCGUCCCUUUCAUUUGGUGGGGGUUACAGGGGCUGUCCUGGACGUAAGCUCGCAACUAUGGAGUUUCGGAUUGUUGUCACGCUUCUAAUCUUGAACUUGGAGGUUUUAGAUUUAGCAGAAGACCUCAAGACCAUGAGCGCUUCUGAGAAGAUUUUCCGGGAACCCGAUAAGCCAUACGCAAGAUUGCGCAGUCUGCGAUAA